This is a messenger RNA of Aaosphaeria arxii CBS 175.79, 1692 nucleotides long. RefSeq lists its product as uncharacterized. Bases 400 to 1449 code for a protein of 349 amino acids. The transcript is spliced from 4 exons. NCBI's taxonomy places the organism in Eukaryota, Fungi, Ascomycota, Dothideomycetes, Pleosporales. The record is from RefSeq and is a predicted model, not a curated record.
CUUCUCGUAAGAAGCCCUUCUCUUGUAAUAUGUAUUCGUUCUAGAGAAUUCAGUUUGGCCUCUCAAAAUGGUGCAGAUGCGCGUAAAGCACCAUGGUACUUGCUAGGGCUACUAGGGUUUCGGGGUCUUAAGUCGCCCAAUCCCACCUUUUCCAUUGACUCGAGCAUAGUUGAGCAUUAUUGCGAGAUACUAUCUAUGUUCGCCGCCCAUCUGAGAUAAAUGUGUGUUACACUGGCGCAGCCGCACCUCCGCGUACCACACAGACCCGAGUCCUUGUUCUCUACACCCUAUGAGAUUUUCCGGUGUAACGUGUAGGUUCAUAUCUACGAAAUAACCCACCUCUUUUCUGGCACGCUCUUCCAUCUUCAUACUCACAUUAUCGCGCCGACUACGGUCAUCAUGUGGUCAAUUCGAAGCGAUAACGUUCAGGGUCGUGUCAUGAUGGGUGUGGAUAUCGCUUUUCUUGUACUUGCUUUCGUUUCUUUUGCGAUCCGUCUCAAGGCUAGGAAGAUAACCCGGAUGCGCUUGGAUGGGAGCGAUUACACAUGUUUCGCCGGCCUGAUACUAUCUGUUGGAUUGACGGUCAUCCUUUUUGCCGUCUUCUCCCACGGCUGGGGGCUGGAUGUUAGUCAUUUCACUGAAGAAUAUCAAGUGUUUGCUGGAAAGCUCAUGCCAUCUAUAAUCAUAGUCUGGAACACAGCCGUCACAUGCGUCCGCGUUUCUAUGCUGCUAUUCUACCUUCGCAUCUUUGAGGUCUCCUCGCUCAGGCCUGCAUUCUGGAUCGCUCUCGGACUCAACAUCGCGGGAUGCGUAGCUAUCUGCAUAACUGCCCUAACAAUCUGCCGGCCAAUGAACUCUGCGUACAAGCAGGUUCCAGGGGGACAUUGUGGUGACAUUCUCGUUUUUCAGAGCUUCACUGCAUACUGGAACUUGAUAGGCGAUGUGGCAAUUGUCAUCCUUCCAAUGCCAAUUCUCUGGUCUUUGAAGAUUGGCACCCGCAAGAAGAUUGGCCUGAGCAUCAUCAUGGGCCUGGGAGUAAUUAUCUGCAUCGGCACGAUCAUUCGUGUGAUAUUCUCAGCAGUGUAUAUGGUCGGCAACAUAACAAUGCAGAACGCCGUCGUUGUCUUUAUUACUGCCAUGGAACCGGUUCUUGGUGUUAUAAUCGCUUGUGUUGCACACUUUCCUCCAGUGUUCCGGAGAUUCGGCAGCUCCCACUUCGCCAUCAGUGUCAGUCGAAUAUUCCGCAGUGAGAAAUCUACUGGAAAUGGUGCGGAUAGCACAUGGUCUGGGUCCACGCAACACUCUGCCCCAAGCAACCAGGGAGAAUUCGAUUUCGACCUGGACAGCACGAGAAGAUUGAAUCUUAGCAAUAGCAAUGAUCAGGAUUCCAAGUACGGAAUCAAGGUAACGAACGAAUGGGACGUCGAGCGUGCCUCCUACCAAUCUUGAUCCGGACAGCUACAGAAAUUGAAUUGAUGCGCUUUUCGGUGGUGUUCAAAAUGUCAGAUAUACCCUUAUCUCAUAUUCACACUUGUACUUCAGCAAGUGGAAAGUCAAAUAGCUUUCGGAAUAACAAUAGAAUCAUUGAAUAAAUAGUUUUGGCGUUUUAACACAUUUCUUAAUUGCCCGACAACGUUCAAACGCCCAGCGGAUCAAGGACGGAAAUAUAAGUAAGGCACGGUGACAGCACCA